This is a messenger RNA of Ostrinia furnacalis (Asian corn borer), 1847 nucleotides long. RefSeq names its product carbonic anhydrase-related protein 10. Lineage: Eukaryota; Metazoa; Arthropoda; Insecta; Lepidoptera; Crambidae. The record is from RefSeq and is a predicted model, not a curated record. Bases 366 to 1331 code for a protein of 321 amino acids. The transcript is spliced from 11 exons. Gene Ontology annotation, biological process: one-carbon metabolic process. Gene Ontology annotation, molecular function: carbonate dehydratase activity; zinc ion binding.
CUGGCGAGAGCACGAGUCCCGAGCUCAGGCUAGCGCGGUCUGGCGCGAACUUUCCGACAACUUUCGUAACUCGAUACGUAACAGACAGAACGUUGAUUCAGCCUUAUAAAAAGUUAUUUCUAGUUAAUACUGAAACUGUUUUAGUUAGUAACAUGUUUGAGUGACAAGAUUUUUGAGAAAGCGACUUUUCAACUGCAGUUUCAAGUAAAAUGAGAACGAAGAAGACUAGAAGAGGGCACAAAAUAAGUCACCAUUCAUUAUAAGUUAUUUUUUACAAUGAAAAAGCUAAAGAAAGGGGUAUCUGUGAGCGCGAAAGUGUCAUAGACGAAUAUCCAAUGUCGGGGCGAGAGAGCGUGUCAUAGACAAUGCACAGCCUCCUCGGAGCGGCUAUAGCGUCGGCACUGUUGCAGAUAUUAUUCUCCUUCGCAGCCGUGAGUGGCGUCAGCUGGGAGGAAUGGUGGACCUACGACGGGAUUUCAGGUCCAGCCUUCUGGGGCCUGAUCAACCCGGAAUGGUCGCUGUGCAACAAAGGCCGGCGGCAGUCGCCAGUCAACUUGGAGCCCGACAAGCUGCUCUUCGAUCCCAACUUGCGAUUUUUACACAUAGAUAAACAUAGGAUAAAUGGAUUGAUAACGAACACGGGUCACUCUGUGAUCUUCACGGUGGAGAAUGAAACGCGGCACCACAUCAAUAUCACCGGGGGCCCGCUGUCCUAUAAGUACCAGUUCCACGAGAUCCACAUACAUUAUGGACUCCACGACCAGUUCGGAUCCGAACACGCCAUCAAUGGAUACUCCUUCCCUGCAGAGAUCCAAAUAUUCGGUUUCAAUUCGCAGCUAUAUUCAAACUUCUCCGAAGCUCUACACAAAGCUCAGGGUAUCGUGUCAAUAUCGCUACUAUUACAGCUCGGGGAUUUAUCGAAUCCUGAAUUGAGGAUAUUGACGGAGGAGUUAGAGAAUAUAAAAUACGGAGGAGCCGAGAUGCCGGUGAAUAAGCUGUCAGUCCGCGGCCUGCUGCCGGACACAGACUACUAUAUGACGUACGACGGCUCCACCACCGCGCCCGCCUGCUUCGAGACCGUCACGUGGGUCAUCGUCAACAAGCCCAUCUAUAUCACUAAGCAACAGCUCCACGGGCUGCGGCGACUCAUGCAGGGCGACGCGCGGCACCCCAAGGCUCCUCUCGGGAACAACUUCAGGCCGCCCCAGCCGCUCCACCACCGCGCCGUGCGGACCAACAUCGACUUCGACCUCAGCAAGUACCCCGGGAAGACUUGCCCGAGCAUGCACCGAGACAUGCAUUACAAAGCCAAAAGCUGGACACAAUAUUGAACUGCGAGCGGCGGCUCGCUGUCGGUAGGCAUUCGUGUACACUAAUUUUAUUAGUUUCAAUGUAGACAUAGUUUUAAAUGAAUAACAACCUGUAAGUCAAUUGUAUAUAACUUUUGUACAGUCCUAUUUAUAUCUUGCUUAACGGUACUAAAGUACUUUUAGACGAGUACAAAUGCGACCCGUUGCUGCUGUAACUUACCUAAAACUAUGAAAUUUAUGCUUAAAGUAGUUAUUGUGAUGGUUAAGUUUAAUGAAACAGUUAUAUUUGAUAUUAUAAAGGCCUAUGUCUAGGUAGGACAUACAUAUUUUCGGAUAGAUUGUACCAAAACAUCGGUCUCGCUGUCAAUAAUUUGUAAGUAAUGUAGAAAAAUAUACCUGUAGAAAUAGCUAAAAUCUACGAGUAAGUAAAUAUAAAUAUACAAUGUUUCUCGAGUAAGGUAUUUUGUAUCCUUAAAACAUAUAAUUAAAUGUUUCCAUAUUAAUACUACAAAUAUUAUUAUGUCAUUUAAUGUUAUA